AUGCAUUUGGUAAAUGGGGUGGGAGCGUGGGGUGGUUUCGGAUGUAAUCUUCAGCUUGGCCCAUCGCAGCGGCGUAGUGAUCGUCCACUACCAUUCGUAUGUCGCCGCGCUGUUCGUCGCGAUCGUUUUCAUAUCACUCUUAAUGGUCAAGUCACAGUUUCCAUUGUUCCCAGUACGGGAAGGAUGUAUAUACAAGAGCGUGGAUUUCGCACGAGACGAGUCGGAAGCGUGGGAGUCGGUGGGAUCGGAUCAUCAAAAUCUGAUUAUAACAAAACCAAAUGGAGCAUCUUUUCUGACAUGCUUGGUGUAACAAAAAAGAGCAAAGAAGAAACACCUGAUGGGUGGAAUCAGUAUGACUCAGAGUUAAAGAAGUUGCCUGAAGCGCAACAAAAAACUUAUACCGUGAGUUCGAAGCGGAAAUACCAUUUUAACACGGAAAUAUACAGUUGUGUGGGCCAUUUUUUCACCAGCGUUCUCUAUGCUGGCAUAGGUAUAGCAGAUUUCGUGUUAAGAGAUGACAUCUCAUUGGCACGCUAA
Messenger RNA from Cooperia oncophora, 537 nucleotides. The record is from the annotation of a GenBank genome assembly. Lineage: Eukaryota; Metazoa; Nematoda; Chromadorea; Rhabditida; Trichostrongylidae.